This is a messenger RNA of Phycodurus eques (leafy seadragon), 2090 nucleotides long. It is a transcript of the gene tmem100a, whose product is annotated as transmembrane protein 100a. NCBI's taxonomy places the organism in Eukaryota, Metazoa, Chordata, Actinopteri, Syngnathiformes, Syngnathidae. The record is from RefSeq and is a predicted model, not a curated record. The transcript is spliced from 2 exons. The coding region runs from base 775 to 1182 and encodes 135 amino acids. Gene Ontology annotation, biological process: cellular response to BMP stimulus.
UUAUUAUUAAGUUGUUGUUAUGACAAAUUCUCAAACUGGGUAUUCUCAAAAUUUGCAGUAAAAAACAAAAAGCAAAAAAAAAAAAGUUUUAAUUUUGACUCCGUACAUAAUUGGCAGGUUAAAAAAAAACACAAAAAAAAACAUUUUGACUUUCUACUUUUGUAUUUAAGUACUGUGCAUUUGAAAGUCUGUACUUAUUUUCUUUUUACUGAAGUACAUGAUUUGCACGAGUACUUCUACUUUGACCAGUCCAGUAGCAGCAAGUACACAGUGUGGGUACUUUUGUCACCUCUGUAAAAACGGAAAUUACAUUCCGGUUUCAAAAUAAAAGCACUGGCGACGUGUGAGGUCAGUAGUGUUCAUCGAACGCCUUAAAAGUUGAAUGUCUCUUGGGCUCGAUGCUAUUGUUGCUCUUCUCCAAAAAUUAGUCAGACUGGUAAAAUUAGAUGAAAAUUGAACGCGCUCUUAUUAUGUUAUGCCAGACCGGAAACAGAAGACAUGUGUCUAAUGUGUUCAACUUGACCCAUCCGAUGUGUCGUCAAUGGUAGCGCGUCAGUGACGUCAGUGUGAGCUCAGAGAGCAGCCGGCCGCGCUCAUGAAUGGGACGCAAGUUCGUCAUCGGACAAUUCUGCGCAGCUUGAACGCAGCAACUGAAGUCUUUGAAGGCAGCAGAGGACAUCUUCAGCAUUGGACAUGGAUUUCGCUUCCAGGCAGGCGGACCCGACCGAGGACGUAGCCUAGCCUAAGAACCAUCUGAGGCCGUUGGAGUCUGCCAUGCCGGAAGACGGCGUUCAGGACCCCAUGAAAACCCCGGCGAGCGCAGAGAAAUCCGGCGGCGGUGCCGAGCGCCUCGCCGUCGCCGCGACGACGGUCAACAUCCCCCUGGUCAACGAGGUCCAGCUGACGGCGGCGACGGGCGGCGCCGAGCUGUCGUGCUACCGCUGCACGGUCCCGUUCGGCGUGGUGGUCCUGAUCGCCGGCGUGGUGGUGACGGCCGUGGCUUACAGCUUCAACUCGCACGGCUCCACCAUCUCCUACUUCGGACUGGUGCUGCUCUCGGCCGGACUGGCGCUGCUGGCGUCCAGCGCCGUCUGCUGGAGAGUCCGACUGGAAGGCAAAAAGGAGCGGCGGCGCGAAAGCCAGACGGCGCUGGUGACCAAUCGGAGGAACCUUUUCACGUGAGCGCCACCCGGCAGGAGGAGGAGGACGAGCAACUGUAAGAACCAGAGACGGGGGGCCCCGGUCACAUGACUUAUGCCGCCGGAACGCAGCGAAGGCUCGACUCGACUUUGUCUUGCAAUUCGUGAGACUGGACUUGACUUUGACUUGAGCGACAGUCGACACGCUGCAUAUUUGCCAGAAGAAGAUGCAGAGAAGGUCCCCAACUAAGCUCUAAGUAAUACUUGUUGUCCCCACGUCCCAGAGAGAACACUGUAAGUGACUUCCUCCCACCUCUAGUAGGAAAUGUCCAGGAUUGUUAGAGGGAAGACGGCGCGGAGAACAGAACUCAAGCGUGCGCGCACCAUUGAAGACAAGAUUGUGAAAGUCCAGGGAUGACUUAUUGACCCGUUUAAAUGUUGAUUCAUGUCAAGUUGCAUCACGAACCGACGGUACUGGAUCCGAGGAGCACUCCGCACUUUUGUGUCAGUGCGCUUCAACCUCAUUUUGGUCUUACGACGGACUCUGAAACCCUAAAUCCCACGCAACGUGGCAAUAGGUCACGAUCGUACGGGAAUGUUGCUCUGAAAUAAACCCUUCAAAUGUACCCGACGACCAAUCAAGUCAAUGAUUUGUGAUCAAUCCACAUUUCAUCCCUGUUCACGUGCUCCAAAUGCACCUUCGAGGCAUUGUAUAUUCGUUAUCUAAAGGUUGCAAGUACAAUGAACUGGAGUGGGCUUCAGUCGACAUGUUGUCAUACUAAACUGCAAAUGAUGUUCAUCUUCACGAAGUAAAACGAUCCAAAACGAAUCCAACUCUUAAUUGUUAUCACGAAUGGUCAGCGUCAUAAAGAAAAUCAUGAUCUCGGUUAGAAUGACAAUCUUUGUAUAAGAAAAUGUAUGCUCAUUUGAAUAAAGUGGAGUACAUAGAAA